CGGAGCCUCUGGGCCGCGGCGCCGUCGUCGUCGUCGUUUCCGGGCGGAAGCAGUUGACGAGGGAGAGGACGAUGGCGCUGCAGGAGCAGGGAGGCCUCGUGGCGGAGGAGCCCCGGGAGCAGGAGCCCUCGGAGUCGGACUCGGAGGAGGAGGAGCAGGGCCUGGCCGGAGCUGGGCUCCGGGGGACUAGGCGCCGUCGCGGCGGGGGCGACUUCGCCUCGGGCUUCGUCUUCGCCGAGAAGGAGGCCGGGCCCGGAGGCAGCUGGGCCGAGGCGGCGCUGGGGCUGACGCUCAAGAGGAAGAAGCAGGCGACCACUUUGGACCAGAAGAUCGCGGCGGUCAGGAAGCGGAGGAAGCAGCAGGAGAAGGAGGCCAAGCAGGGCCCAGCGGACGACGCUCGGCAGGAAGACGGAAGCCAGGAGCAGGAGGAGCAGGAGGCCGAGGGCUCCUCCUCCGCAGAGGAGGACAUCAUCUUUGCAGAAGCAGAUACGCUGAAACUGAAGCAGCAGCGGAAGCGCAAGCGCAGAGGUGAGGAGGCAGAGGAGCCAUUCUUUGGGGAAGAUGCUUCGCAGUACGAUGACAGCCUCUCCUUCCAGGACAUGAACCUCUCCCGCCCAUUGCUGAAGGCUAUAACCGCCUUGAGCUUCAAGCAGCCAACCCCCAUCCAGAAGGCCUGCAUCCCAGUGGGGCUGUUGGGGAAGGACAUCUGCGCAUGCGCUGCUACAGGGACAGGCAAGACGGCGGCCUUCAUGUUGCCGGUCCUAGAGCGCCUGAUCUACAAGCCACGCCAAGCCCCUGUCACUCGGGUCCUGGUGCUGGUGCCCACCCGGGAACUAGGCAUCCAGGUGCACUCAGUUGCUAAGCAGCUGGCCCAGUUCUCCAGUGUCACGGCUUGCCUGGCAGUGGGUGGCCUGGAUAUCAAGACCCAGGAGGCGGCACUCCGCUCAGGCCCUGACAUCCUCAUUGCUACCCCCGGCCGCCUGAUUGACCACCUCCACAACUGCCCCUCCUUCCACCUGGGCAGCAUCGAGGUCCUUAUCCUGGAUGAGGCUGACCGGAUGCUGGAUGAAUACUUUGAGGAGCAGAUGAAGGAGAUCAUUCGCCUGUGUGCCCGUCAUCGCCAGACAAUGCUUUUUUCUGCCACCAUGACUGAGGAGGUGAAGGACUUGGCCUCUGUCUCCCUGAAGAACCCUGUCCGGAUCUUUGUGAACAGCAACACUGAUGUGGCCCCCUUCCUGCGCCAGGAGUUUGUGCGCAUCCGGCCCAGCCGUGAGGGGGACCGGGAGGCCAUUGUAGCAGCCCUGCUGACCCGGACCUUCCUUGACCAUGUGAUGCUCUUCACCCAGACCAAGAAGCAAGCCCACCGCCUCCACAUCCUCCUUGGCCUCUUGGGUUUGCAAGUGGGCGAGCUGCAUGGCAACCUGUCGCAGGCACAGCGGCUGGAGGCCCUCCGGCGUUUUAAGGAUGAGCAGAUCGACGUGCUGGUAGCCACAGAUGUGGCAGCGCGAGGACUGGACAUUGAAGGCGUCAAGACGGUGAUCAACUUCACCAUGCCCAACACCACCAAGCACUACGUCCAUCGAGUGGGGCGCACGGCUCGAGCGGGGCGCGCCGGCCGCUCUGUCUCUCUGGUAGGGGAGGAAGAGCGCAAGAUGCUGAAAGAAAUCGUCAAAUCCGCCAGAGCACCCGUGAAAGCCCGUGUCCUCCCCCAGGAUGUGAUCCUGCGUUUCCGGGAGAAGAUUGAGAAGCUGGAGCCUGACGUCUAUGCAGUGCUGCGCUUGGAGCAGGAGGAAAGGGAGCUGCAGCAUUCAGAGGCGCAGAUUAACACAGCCAGGCGGAAGCUGGAGACAGGGGCUCAAGAGGCGGCCCAGGAGACCCCCCGCAGCUGGUUCCAGAGCAAAGAAGAGAGGAAGAAGGAGAAGCUGACCAAGGCCCUUCAGGAGUUUGACCUGGCAUUGCGAGGCAAGAAGAAAAGGAAAAAGUUUGUGGCGGAGUCUCAGAAGAAGGUCCAGGCGACGCCGGAGGAACGGUCCCAGUUCGAAAUCCUCAAGGCCCAGAUGUACGCAGAGCGGCUGGCCAAGAGGAGCCGGCGUGCCAAGCGGGCUCGCGCCAUGCCAGAAGAGGCUCUUCCGGCACAGAGGGGGACAGGAUCCAAACAGCCACCCAGGAAGAAGAAGGCUUCAGUCUUCGACAAGGAGCUCACCAACACGAACAGGAAGGCCCUGAAGCAGUACCGUGCUGGGCCCUCUUUCGAUGACCGCAAGAGCCUGGGUCUGGGCCGGAGGAAGGGAGGGAGUUUCAAGUCCCGCUCCAGGUACAAGAGAAAAUGAGGGAUCUGACUGGACAGUGGGACCCCCAGGACCCCUUCUCUGCCACCAUCUCCCAACUCUCUCAGUGCCUUGGGAAGGACUGGGUCCUUUUGCUGGUGGGGUGUUGAAGCAUCUGGCCCUGCCUGUGGAGUGUGGUUGUCAGUUGCCUGUGCAUUUUCAAUUCCUUGUGUUUAAGGAGAAGCUUUUCAUGUAGCCACACUUUGGGGAGGGGCGGUAGCGGCAACAUUGCUGCCCCUGGUGAAGUUGCCCACCUGUCUGUCUGUCUGACCUGUUUCACACUGCCAAGUUGCUCUUGCAGUGAGAAAUGUCAUGAAAUCAACUUGUUUGCUGCAGAAGGCAGGUGCGGGAAGCUGGCUGCCGCCAGGAGGAAGGGUCUGUCUGUGUAUUGGGGACGGGUAUAUGAGCUCCUCUGUCCAGAGGGAAGGGGCCUGCAUUGCUUGGCUUGUGUCCAGCCAUUCCAAUGGAGGCACCAGAAGGAUGAGAUGCUUGGAUUGAGGUACCUUUGUCUUCAAGAACACAGUUAUGGGAUCUCCUAUAAUAAAAUAUUUUCUGUA
Molecule: messenger RNA, 2884 nt
Organism: Sceloporus undulatus (fence lizard)
Lineage: Eukaryota; Metazoa; Chordata; Lepidosauria; Squamata; Phrynosomatidae
Product: probable ATP-dependent RNA helicase DDX27
Exons: 21
Coding region: 72-2330 (752 amino acids)
Molecular function (GO): ATP binding; RNA helicase activity; nucleic acid binding
Source: RefSeq, a predicted model, not a curated record